Messenger RNA from Amoebophrya sp. A120, 2562 nucleotides. NCBI's taxonomy places the organism in Eukaryota, Dinophyceae, Syndiniales, Amoebophryaceae. The record is from the annotation of a GenBank genome assembly.
UGAGCCUCUAGAAGGCGGGAGCUGCACGAAGAUGGUUGUUCUUCGGGUGUUUUUCAAAUUGUAUACCGUUCUCCCAAUCGCGAUCAUGUCUCCUCGCCGUGAGAUGAGUUCUGUGUUGUCCUCUGAUGUAAAGUAAAUGAGUGAGGCAGUAAGUGGGCGAAGCAGGAGGUCGCUUGCUCUUAGUUGGUGACGCAACUACAAGAAAAACAUCAAGAUGCGGCGUUGAAACAUCGUUCGUCUCAACAUCACCGUCCAGUGCGGGGAUGAACACUUGUCGGGGCAAGACCUCCGCGUUUUAGUCUCAGCAGGAAGCAGUAAGCGGACCGCACGCUCCCAGGUCGUGGCGCCAUCAUGGCGGGUCGAGCCAGGUUUUUUCAUUCCGGCGCCCGGGUUGCAGGGCUGCUGUUUACAACCGCACUCCUGGGAAGCGUUCCACCAGCGGUAGCCACCGCGAAAAACCUGCUGCUCGCGAAACAGCAAGUGAAACGACUGGCGGUAGGAGCCAGAGUUGGAACUGCGGCUGGGAAAAAUGGGCACAAUUUCCGGAAAAAGCGGAGACGGAGCGUGCUGCGAAUCUGUAAUGCGUACCCCUACGCGAAGCCGAUGAACGUGUUCUUAAACGACGUGGAGCUGUACGGGGGAAUGGAGUACAAGGAAUGCGAAGACUAUCCAGGAAAAAAACUAUGUAAGUGUAACUUUGUAGGAAGAUCAGCAUCACAAAUUCGUUUUGCAUUACAGGGAAAACCUGUCAUGUGCAGCUAGUAGUUGGAAGCACCCAUGAAAGUUGCCUAUGACGCACCUCUAGCAUGACAAGUGUAAACAUUUAUAGCAUUUCCUGCAUCAUGACAGACUUACACUUACACAGUUUUUUUCUUGCAUAAAGACUUUGUGGACUUGAACCUGCUUCCCGGCGACACCAUCCGUUUCAAGACCGAAGUCGACCACCACCAGCACAUAUGAAUUGCAAAAGUAUCGUACUAGUACGUAGGAAUUCUUGCAUUACAAAUUAGCUCAGCAUGACGAAUGGGUUUGUCAUGCUGUUUUACCUUGCGAUGCAGAUUUGUAAUGCGUGAUAGUUAUUAAUACUUCGAGUAAGAGACUUUUGCACUGCAUAGCAUAGCGCCGGCAUUUUCGAGAUCGCGGAUCUGCCAAACGAGAAGGCGACGACGCUGUUGCUCGUCAUCACCCGCCACGAUACGCACAGCAACGCGGUCGCCUUCCAGUCGCACGUCUUCCAGCACGACCCCAAGCACGCACAGGUUGCCGUGAUCGACGCUUAUCGGGGAACAAAUCCCGCACGGGUGCAGAUCAUGCACGAAAACGCCGUCUACAGCCCCAGCGCGAGCGUGGAGCAGCUCCCCAUUGGGCGGGUGAACAAGAUUAAUGGGGUAUCAUUUGUAAAAACGUCCCCACCUCCCCAUAGUUGUCAUCCCAAUCUGCAUGCUCAAAAUGUUUCUCAUGCGGAGCCCCAUGCUAAGCGUUUUCUAGUCGUUUUUUGGAAUUUGUAAUGCUCCAAUCAGCAUGAUGGGCUAGAGCUGUGAUGCUGCUGAGCAAGCUAAGCAGGACUACACUACAAAGAGGCCAAACUUGUCAUGCGCAACACCCAAAGCUGACAGAGUUGUCUAGCAGAUUUCGCAUGGUGAAUAUGGGGUGGGCACGGUUUUGCUCAGGAUAUGGGGGCAUGUUCGACUUGAUUCUCGACGAUGGGAGUAGUACACAAAAGGAGACUAUCCAAUGCACGAAUGUCUGGGUCUGGACAAACUUGUGAUGCUGGGUGGCGUAUCAUCAGGGGGCCACAAGUGCUGGCUCAGCAUGACAAGUUUCUGAGCUUCUAGGUGUUCGCCCCUAUUCUGCAUGACAAAAUGCGUUCGUGCAUGACAGAAAAAUGGGGCUCUUGGAUGAUGUGCAUGACAAAUUCAAGAGUCAUGCGAGACAAGCAUGACAAACUUGCAUCCUUCUAGACCCAGACACUUUUGCACUUGAUAGAGACCGCGGUCGACGCGCCGCCCACACCGGACGACAAUCAGCUGUACAAAUUCGUCGCGCUGCCGGGCCACGACUACGUGGUCUUGCGAACCGGCAUCGAGGACGAGAAGGAGGAGGACGACGGGGCGCAGGAGGAUGAAGCCGCUGGCGCGGAUAAUCCCGUUCCAGGGGACGUGUCGUUUCCGGAAGAGCUAGUGGUGUUUCCCCUCUCGGAUCCCAACCGACUGCUGAUGGGAGAGCACGGCGGGUACUGGUUUCUGGACACGAAAUUUGUCUUGUUGAUGUUCGUGCUGAUGAUUCUUGCCUACAAGGUCUUCAAGCCGGACGAGAAAUCCGGGCAGUCCAUCUUCAAUCAGGGCGUGAACUCCAUGACGACGGGGGUGCAGGUGGGCGCCGCGGGGCUGCUGACGCGGGUCGCGGGUGACCAGGUAAAUUCGCCGACCAACUCAAACCACGGGUAAAGGACGGGGAGGUCGUUUUAUUUGUCGUGUUGCGAAAGCAGCGGAAAAGCGCUUUGUUUCGCGGCAAAGGUGGAGCAUGAAAAAGAAUAUUGUUUUCCGGUGAAUUUCGUCUCGA